Molecule: messenger RNA, 4238 nt
Organism: Heterocephalus glaber (naked mole-rat)
Lineage: Eukaryota; Metazoa; Chordata; Mammalia; Rodentia; Bathyergidae
Gene: Csnk2a1
Product: casein kinase 2 alpha 1
Biological process (GO): peptidyl-threonine phosphorylation; regulation of cell cycle; peptidyl-serine phosphorylation
Cellular component (GO): nucleus; protein kinase CK2 complex; cytosol
Molecular function (GO): protein serine/threonine kinase activity; ATP binding
Source: RefSeq, a predicted model, not a curated record
GGUAGGAGGGGGCUUCCGCUUCCGGGCAGCGGAGGCUGCAGCCUCGCUCUGGUUCCUGCGGCUGGCGGCCGAGCCGUGUGUCUCCUCCUCCGCCGCCGCCAUAUUGUCUGUGUGAGGAGAGGGGAGAGCGGCUGCCGCCGCUGCCGCUUCCAUCACAGUUUGAAGAAAAUCGGUCUGAAACAAGGUCUUACCCCCAGCUGCCUCUGAACAUAGUGUUUGACAGAUCUUCAGACAUCAAGUUCAGCUUUGUCUGCCAACCUGUCUGACAUGUCGGGACCCGUGCCAAGCAGGGCCAGAGUUUACACAGAUGUUAAUACGCACAGACCCCGAGAGUACUGGGAUUAUGAGUCACAUGUGGUGGAAUGGGGAAAUCAAGAUGACUACCAACUGGUUAGAAAACUAGGCAGGGGUAAAUACAGUGAAGUAUUUGAAGCCAUCAACAUCACAAAUAAUGAAAAGGUUGUUGUUAAAAUUCUCAAGCCAGUAAAAAAGAAGAAAAUUAAGCGUGAAAUAAAGAUUUUGGAGAAUUUAAGAGGAGGCCCCAAUAUCAUCACAUUGGCAGACAUUGUAAAAGACCCUGUGUCACGAACCCCCGCCUUGGUUUUUGAACAUGUAAACAACACAGACUUCAAGCAAUUGUACCAGACGUUAACAGACUAUGAUAUUCGAUUUUACAUGUAUGAAAUUCUGAAGGCCCUGGAUUAUUGUCACAGCAUGGGAAUUAUGCACAGAGAUGUGAAGCCCCAUAAUGUCAUGAUUGAUCAUGAGCACAGAAAGCUACGGCUAAUAGACUGGGGCCUAGCUGAGUUUUAUCAUCCUGGUCAAGAAUAUAAUGUCCGAGUUGCUUCCCGAUACUUCAAAGGCCCUGAGCUACUUGUAGACUAUCAGAUGUAUGAUUAUAGUUUGGAUAUGUGGAGUUUGGGUUGUAUGCUGGCAAGUAUGAUCUUCCGGAAGGAGCCGUUUUUCCAUGGACAUGACAAUUAUGAUCAGUUGGUGAGGAUAGCCAAGGUUCUGGGGACAGAAGAUUUAUAUGAUUAUAUUGACAAAUACAACAUUGAAUUAGAUCCCCGUUUCAAUGAUAUCUUGGGCAGACACUCUCGUAAGCGAUGGGAACGCUUUGUCCACAGUGAAAACCAGCACCUUGUCAGCCCAGAGGCCUUGGAUUUCCUGGAUAAGCUGCUGCGAUAUGAUCACCAGUCACGGCUCACUGCAAGAGAAGCCAUGGAACAUCCCUAUUUCUAUACUGUUGUGAAGGACCAGGCUCGAAUGGGUUCAUCUAGCAUGCCAGGGGGCAGUACACCUGUCAGCAGCGCCAACAUGAUGUCAGGGAUUUCUUCAGUGCCAACCCCUUCACCCCUCGGACCUCUGGCAGGCUCACCAGUGAUUGCUUCUGCCAACCCCUUGGGAUGCCUGUUCCAGCUGCCGCUGGCGCUCAGCAGUAAUGACCCCAACUUUCUCCUGAUGCCUGAGCAGAGGUGGGGAAGUCCACCCUCUCCUUGAUGCAACUUGCGCCUGGCGGGGAGGGUGAAACACUUCAGAAGCACCGUGUCUGAACCGUUGCUUGUGGAUUUAUAAUAGUUCAGUCAUAAAAAAAAAAAAAUUAUAAUAGGCUGAUUUUCUUUUCUUUUUUUUUUUUUUUAACUUGAACUUUUCAUAACUCAGGGGAUUCCCUGAAAGAUUACCUGCAGGUGGAAUAUUUCAUGGACAAAUUUUUUUCUCCCCUUCAAAAUUCAGUUUCUCAUCACUAAAGAACAAAAUAUAAACCAGCCUCAAUCCUGGCUGCUGCAUUUGGGUGGAAAUUUCUUCCCAUUCCUACCAUUGCUCCCCCGCCAUCCUAUACUCUGGGGAGGAAGGGGCGGGGGUUGUAUCUCGUGCUCUUCUCCAGAGAUUACAAAAAUGUAGCUUCUCAAGGGAGGUGGGAAGGAAGGAGGCAGGAUGGAAAAGAGGCAGGGAAGACCCAAUCUGUAAGAGCAGUAUACUGCUAGUCAUUUGUUCCAUAAGUGCUUCAGUGCAGUUAUCCUGGCGACUCUAGUGGAAGCGUGUCGUACUUACGUGGAGAUGUUGAAAAUCUACCCAAAAGGCAGACAGAUUCUGAAAGCAUUUGUUCAGUAUGAAUCAUGUUUUAUUGACCUAAUCCUAAUCCAGCUCAUUUAUAAUUUUGGUGUCAGUUUAGUUUAAAAUUGUGACAACAUCCCUCUGAGGCUCCUACCUUGGUCCUUUUCCCUUUCAUGUCUCAACAUGUUGUGCUCCAUAGCUGGUAGGAGAGAGAAGGCAAAAUCUUUUUCAAUUUGGCUUGGCCAUCUUGAAGUCAGUUAUUGGGCAUAACUUACUGCUCUUUUACAAAAGAAAAAGAAACAUUAUCUAUAUAGGUUUCAUGCUAGCAAAUCUAAGAGCUAAUGGAGAUGCAGCCACACUGGGUUUCAUUUUAAGCUACCUUCUUUUCCCCCUACCUUUUCCUUCCCUUGUAUGCCAUCCAGCGAGAAGACCUGCUCCUCAGUCUUGUAAAUGUAUCUGAGAGGCAGGAGCAGAGCCACUAUCUCCAAUGAAAUGGAAAUGGUAGACCUGUAAUUAUGGGAAACUAUCAACUCUUGUUACAGCCUUGCCACCUUUUGCUGUGUGUAUAUAUAUACUUUGUCCUUCAUAUGUGAAAGAUCCAGUGUUGGAAUUCUUCGGUGUAAAUAAACUUUUGGUUUUAUUUAUCAAGGUUAGAUUUAAGUUCCCUGUGUAAUUCUCGCUGGGUGGGUGUCACAUUCACAUCUGAGGGGCCUGCAGCCCUGUACCGUGGAGGCUUCCUAAGGCCCCCAUUUGUAUACACCCCUCGUUCGACCCAUGGUACCGGGCAGGGCAGAGAGGCCUUAAAAAAGCACCACAAGCCAAAGUGUCUCUGGGGAUUAAGGAUCCUUUGCCAUAAAACUCAUUUUGUGUCUCAGCAGUGCAGGGAUUGGGGAUGGAAAAAGUUGCCAGUUUUUGUGUGUGUGUGUUUAUAAAGUGGACUUUCCACUGUAAACCAACCACCUAAGUUUAUCAGGUGCUUCACUGAGGAAGCCUAGUUUUUUAAGCACAAUAGCAAAAUCAUCAGCUCUGUAUUUUCUCCUCUUACUUCAUUACAGUAGCUGUUUAUGGGGACUAGGAAAUAUUCUUCCGACAUUUUAAGGCCUAAAAUCUUAGUUCCCCAUUCUCCUGUCUUUAUAGAUUCACAGGCCUUUCUCAGCUGGGCAUCAUAGGUAAACAUAAUUGUUUGGGGAAUUAAAUUUAAUGAACGUACCUAAUUUUGUAACCCAUCUUGAUUUUAGUAACUUUAUCAAGGUGGUGGCUUUAGGGAAUAUAGUGGUAAACUUUAUAGAAGAAGCUAACACCUCCUCUUGUAUGCUUCUCAACUGUAGGGAGAGCUGAAGAGAAAACAUUCUGACUGGCAGGGUGAUUUUCUUCCUUGGGGCCACUUACAGUGACUGUUUAUUGUACUUUACCCUUUUAUGCCCUAGAAUGCUGUGAGGGUUACCAUGUUGACUUUGUGCAGAAGCUAAAAGCACCAGAUGUGCCAGAGAUGCAAUUUGUGAUUACAUUUGCACUGGAUUGUGAUUUGAACAGGACACUUAAUAACUAAUGAAAUCUUUCUUUUGGUAGGGAGGAGGGUUGUAGAUGGAUUUCCCACCCUGGUCUUGUAGCUCAGAAAUCUAGGUGUAGCUGAGACUGAUGUGGAAGCUGCAGACAGCUGGACUUAUAUCCAUCAGAUCUUGCAAGAACUGAAGGUGUAUGCAGAGGACUCUGAAGUGCAACCAAGAGCCUUUUGAAAUAAAUAGAAGUUGUUUUUGUUUUUAUGCUAGAGAGUCACUGCAGAAGCAUGGAGAGAGUUUUUAAAUGAUCCAAAUGGGGGAGGGGGGCCAAGGGUUUACAGAGUAACAACUUCUGUGUUGUUGUAAAUUACCUCAUCUGUAUACCUUGUAUUGGGACACUAUUUCUCAGCACUACCUGUGUCUGCAUUGCUUAAAUGGCAGGAAAUGGAAUGCCAAUAUAAAACAGCUAUGUUGGCAGUUACUCUGGAAGGUUUUCAAAAGUAUUUUUUAACUUUGUUUGAAGUGGCCCCCCUCUUUUUUAAGUUUAAAGUCAGAAAUUCCCCCCCCCCUUGAUUUACUGGUUGUAACUGUAUUGUAAUUGGUAUAACUAAAACAUACCUGUGCUGGGAAGAAGUUGUGCCAUGAAGGUCUUUAAUUUUUUUUUAAUAAAAACAUUUAAAUAAA